UCAUAUCCGUCAGCGAGCAUGCGCACUCGCAGACUUUCUGAACAAACAUGGCGACCUCCACUGGCGGAUUGUCACCGUUGGACGGCGGAGAAAUGAUGCGCUACGCGGAGUACAGCCCGAAAGCGAACUCCAGGAGCGACGCGGAGAUCGACCGGCGGCUGGGCGGUACGCUGAUUGCAGUCGGCCUUGGGGUGGCUGCUGCAGGUUUUGCAGGUCGCUACGCCUUCCAGCUGUGGAAGCCCCUUGGCCAGAUGUUCUCGGAAACGGUGCGCAAGAUGCCGACAUCUGCAUUCUCGUCGUACUACAAAGGAGGCUUUGAGCAGAAGAUGUCCAAGCGGGAGGCCAGUCUCGUCCUCGGCAUCAGUCCAGUCAGUACAAAGGCCAAAGUACGUGAGGCACACAGAAGGAUCAUGGUCCUCAAUCAUCCCGAUAAAGGGGGUUCACCGUAUCUCGCCGCCAAAAUCAACGAGGCCAAAGACCUUCUGGACAAGGACAUGCGGCGGUGACCACCGUCGUCGUUUCCCAUCAUCUCUUGCACAGUCUAGGCCACAAAAUAGGGACACCCUGCUUACCCUUCUUUGAUCACGUCCAUGAGCUAAUCUUUAAUAACUGUCCUCUUAUGUUUUAGGUCAAAUUGACACAUGAAAAAAAUAUAAAAGUUGUGACAGGUUAGUUGUUUUUAAGUUAUGAAAUUUAAUAUGCUUGGCUGUGUUGUGGUUGUAUUUUUUGUUACAGAACUGUCUUGACAAUUAAACAUCCCCCAGAUACGAUUGGCCCAUUUUAAAGGGGGGAAAAAUAUAUAAUUACAGUUAAAAGUAGUUUGUCGGUGUGAAAUUUCAUUUUGGACACACUUAAUCAUUUUAUACACAUGGUCAUUUUUUUUUCUCUUAUUUAGAGUUAAUGUGAUUACAUUAACAGCCAACAGGGGGCGAUACAGUGUCAGACAGCAGUGACAGGAGAACAAUUCUGACUGAAAAGGGGACACAGUGAGGAGCUACUUAGAUACAAGACUCACAAACAAGUUUGGCAUGUUUGGCUUUCAGGUGGAAUUUAUGGAAAAUGUAACACGUUCACGCUACUGAUUUCUUUAAUUUGCUUUCCUCAUCUCAAACAAUUCAUUGAAACAAAAGUUGUGAUGCUUGAGUGCCUGUCACCUCUCUUUUGAGUGGAAGUCAUCAUCCUGUUUCUCUGGGCAUUGUUCACAAUGUAGCGGGCGUCAGCCUGGGAUCUGGCAUCUUUCUGUGGCUCUUCCAGUCUCCCGAUCUCUCUUGCAACCUGCCGAUGACACGCUAAGCUCAGCGGCCACUGAGAACGUCCUGCUUGAAGCUGGGAAAAAUUGCUCUGACUACAGAAGAGAGAUGGCAGCGACACACGACGAUGUUCCUUCACAGCUUCACCAUUUUCACCAAAUUUAAUAAAUGUACUUUUCUGAGAAUAACAAA
This is a messenger RNA of Hippocampus zosterae (dwarf seahorse), 1442 nucleotides long. RefSeq names its product DnaJ (Hsp40) homolog, subfamily C, member 15 (gene dnajc15). Gene Ontology annotation, biological process: protein import into mitochondrial matrix. Bases 48 to 506 code for a protein of 152 amino acids. The transcript is spliced from 6 exons. Gene Ontology annotation, molecular function: ATPase activator activity. Gene Ontology annotation, cellular component: PAM complex, Tim23 associated import motor. Lineage: Eukaryota; Metazoa; Chordata; Actinopteri; Syngnathiformes; Syngnathidae. The record is from RefSeq and is a predicted model, not a curated record.